AUGCGUAUCCAUAUGCGCGGUCUUCUGCUGUGGGGCAUUCUCUCUGGCGAGGUGCCCUGUCCGCCCCGCCCUGUUGCUCCGGUAGCUCCUAUCACGCCAAUCCAGCCGGUGCUUGCUGCUCAUGCUUCUCAGGCUGAUCGGGAUGCAGCCAAGGCUCUUGAUGAUGCUGCAGUUGACGCUUAUGAUCACCAGGGCACUCUUGCCCAGUUCUCCUGCCCUGGUGCUCAUGCUCAGAAUGGCAUUGCUGAACACCCCAGCCGCCACCCCACCCCGCCGUCGUUCUCGCUCACAGCCGCCGCCCCCACCCCGCCGUCGUUCUCGCCCACGGCGGCCGCCCCCACCCCGCCGCCGUCCUCGCCCACGGCGGCCGCACCACCCGGCCGCCGACCUCGCCCACGUCGGCCGCACCACCCCGCCGUUGACCUCACCCCCGGCCGACGCCUUCCUCCACAUCCUUCUGACCCCAAGGCUGAGGUCGUUCCCGUCUAUCUCCCCUGUGUGUGCGCGUACAUCGUCGGCAAGCGUGAGGAGGGGUUGCCGCAGUUGCUUCUUCGCCUUCUCCCAUCUCACGUCCCCAUCGCCGGACGCCUCGCCACGUCUCUCACCUUGCCCCUCUCCAUGGUGCAUCGCGGAACUAUUUCUGGAGGCCGUCGCCACCGCAUUAGUUGCCGGAUGGUCUUCCCCUGCUCCAUUGCGCUGCUUUUAGGAGACAAUGAUUCCGGAACAGAUGAGUGAGGAUCAUAACUGGAUGGUUUCAUAGUUGGAUUUCUACCUGUCCAACAGAUUCAUGUCAUCUGGCUAUUUUUCUGGGAAGAUGAUUCGUCUAUGUUAUCUUCAAGGACGACGCUAUGGAUGAUCACAUCGGCAAUGGCAUCACUCGAGUUUGCAACAUGACUGAGAACAUGAUGAUAACAACUAUGCAUCCGGAGGAGGAUCUCACUAGUCCGUUUGCACUUCAACUAAUGAGCGACAAUCGUAUGGUAUUUUGUUGCAGCAACUGUUAUAUGGAAUAUGAUGGAUGAGAAAUAGUAAAAUGAUGCGUAUGUAUGUGAUGCUGCUGAUCAUGAAUCUAGGUGACUUAGAAGUGUGUGUGUGUGUGUUUUGUUUCAUUGCCCUGUGCAAUGCGAUGGAUCAGAAUCAGAGUGGUUUCAUGUAUGCGUAGAAAUGUUUUUGCUUUUGAGCAAGUCCAUGUACAAAUUCUCGUAUGUCAAUUGCUGGAUGUUGAAACAUAGUUUAAUAUAUCGGUAUGUAUGCAAACACUGAUUUUGGACGGCUUUCCUAAUAUAUGGGCUAUUGGAUGUA
Molecule: messenger RNA, 1302 nt
Organism: Triticum aestivum (bread wheat)
Lineage: Eukaryota; Viridiplantae; Streptophyta; Magnoliopsida; Poales; Poaceae
Product: translation initiation factor IF-2
Exons: 6
Coding region: 1-735 (244 amino acids)
Source: RefSeq, a predicted model, not a curated record